AUGAAAGAAAAACAGAGUCCUGCUCCACAGACACCACCAUCAACAGCAGGCUCCAUGGACGCUCCUGAGACGAUUCCACCGCUGCUCAGUUGCAAUGAGCAUUCCGAGUUAAAUCAGGCUGCUUCACCAAAGACCGGAGAUCAAAGCACACGUACUCUGCCUGACUUUAGUCUAGGCUCUCCGUCGUUUGAAUCCUUGAUAUUCUCAGAGGAAGUCUCCCAAAUGGAAAGCUGGCUACCAGAUAUCGCAGCUGACUGCUUUCAAAAUGACAUGAACCCACACGAGAUAUUAUCGAAACCAGAAGCUCAAGAUACAAAUCGAGCAUCGGAUCCCAUGAAUAUGCGAUCGAGAGAAGAUCCACAAAAUUCAAGUUCCACAUCCUACAAACCAGUGCCCUCCGGGACAUUUACGUGCCCAUCGCCCCAAUCCAACGAAUCUUCCCCCUUCAGCUUCACCAUACCAAUCACAACCGGACCUUCCCUCAAUACUCAAUCAUAUAUCUCUCAAAAGACAUGCUCCUGUUUCUCAACACUAAGCCACCAUCUCUGCACCUUGCAAGCGACAUCGUCAACACCAGAAAACUCCCAAGCCCUCGACACCCUCCUGAUCCAAUCCCAGAAGAUACUCCCCUCGAUUCGCAACACUGUUUCUGGUGAACAUGAUCCUAUCCCGACUCCUAAAAUGGACGCACGCCUCGAUUUGUACAUGCGAGACGCGCUGCAUUUCAGCGGAGAUCCGGCUUGGGUCGUUGAGGUGUUUGGAGGGACGGUGAAUCGGGUUGGGUUCGGAGAGGAUGGGGCUUACUUGGGGCUGCAGGCUAGAAACUUCCAGAUGGAGGUGAGAGGCUUGAUGAAUAGGAUUCCGAAAUACGGUUGA
Penicillium expansum is the source of this 876-nucleotide messenger RNA. RefSeq lists its product as uncharacterized. NCBI's taxonomy places the organism in Eukaryota, Fungi, Ascomycota, Eurotiomycetes, Eurotiales, Aspergillaceae. The record is from RefSeq and is a predicted model, not a curated record. The transcript has 5 exons. The coding region runs from base 1 to 876 and encodes 291 amino acids.